AACCUGACAAACAACUUCUUAUUUUCACCAAGGUAUGUAUCAGGUACGCCAUGUGAAGUAUCCCUUCUCCAGCACGCCAGUCCUGCCUGUAAAGUGUCGAGAAAUGCUGCCUUAAAUGAGAACAAGAAGAUCUGGACCUUGAAACAUGAUCCAGAUUUACAUGGCUUUGCCUUACUGAACAUGACCUCUGAGCAGCUGGGAGCUAUUGCUGUGCAAGAUCCCUUUAUAAGAUACUACGCUUCGGCAUAUGUUCAAAUCACGCAAGCAAGCAGUAAAUCCUUUGACUUGUACAACAAUAUAACCGCUGGUCAGGAAAUCACGGAACUAUCAGAGUAUCUGAAGUUGUCAACGUUUUUUCAGUCGGCUCUAGAACCUGCAAUUGGCGUAAGUAUGUUGUUUUGUUAUUCAAAGACCGAGUUCAACUGCAUAAAACCUUAAGUCAGAUGUAACUGCCAACGCCUGACAUUCAGGCACGAGUGAACGGGGCUUAAUGUCAGGUUAUAUGCGCAGGUGAUGUAAUAAAUCUGAUAUUUGAAUUUUAAAAUCGCCUCCGUGACGUCAGUGUAUUGCUAGAGUAAACUGAUAGUACAGCGGCCAACUUAGUUGACGCAAACAGUAUCGUGUUCCUUUGCUAGGUGACAAUUUUCGAAUUUAAAACACUGUUUGUCCAUGCAAAUCCUAUGCAAAGAAAUUAAUGUAUUGUUUUGUCAAUUGCGCAUAACUAGCCCACCAUGUUGUCUGUGUUCCCUGACUGUAUAUGUUAAAUUUCCUGUCGUUAAUUGUAACGGUCGGGCCAUCAUUAAGACACGUGAUUUUCUUUUUCUUUUGACGCAAUGAAAAUUAAUGACAGUUAAGUCAGUAUUAAAACAGAAGAAAAAUUCUUAGCCCAGCAUCAAACUCAAGUCCUUCGACAGUGUAUCUCUCCAAAAAGCCUUCAAUAUGACACCAUCACUACCACACACCGUUGAAAUCUGAAAACUGAAAUCCACUUUUAAAUUAGUUUCCUGACUUUCUUUCUUAGCCUUAAAUUACAAAAUUAGAGCGGUUUACUAUAUGAUGACCCCGUCUAUUUAAGGAUGAGAAAUAAGAAAGGCUUGUUUUGUUUUUUGUAUUGUUUUGUUUUCUUUUGUUUUUUUUUUCUUUUUAUUAUAAAGUGAACGUCGAUCUAUUUUCGAAAACGUGGUAUUAUAACAUACGUCUGGUGGCGUCGCGAAAUGUCGGCUGUUUUCCUGGUGCUAUUUUUUCGCGUACAAGUACCGGGUGGAAAUUUUGUCUCUUCUUCAUGCGUGACAUUUUUUUUGUUUAUCUCAGUCUCUACACUGGUGUACUUAAAUCCCAAUGAAACUUUCACGGCAAGAUAACGUGUCGGAUAAUUCAAAAGAUUUAAAAUAGACGUCUACAGUAGGCGUACAUUGGGCUAUACUUUGUAGUCGUCUAAUAUAUUUUGGAAGGUAUUAUGCUUAUCUCACCUUUUGCAUGCUGAGUGUGUAACUACUCCUAUCCCUCCUUCCUGAUCAUCCGUCCGAUAUUUUAGGGACCUUACGAUCCGACAACAGCGACGUCCAUGAAAACGUCGCUGAAAAAUAGACUCCGCAUUCUUUAAUUUUAAACCAUUUUGCGAUUAUCCCAAGUCACCCAGUCACUUAAAGGAAGGGAAUUGAAGUUAUGUUGGAGCUGAAGAGAAGGGAUGACGCCCGAGUUCAGACACAUCAGAGAUGGUAGAAUUUAUCGCCUUGCAGUUCCCGUCCUCAAAAAAAGAAACUUAAAACUUGGUAAUUUCACGUUGUAGUCGUGCAGGGACGGCCAGGAAAUGUACAAAAAAGCGUGAUGCACGAGCAAAGUUGUUUUUUUGCUUACUAAACCUAUUGCUCUUUGAAGCUGCCGUUGCCGUCGCCGUCGUUAGUUUCGUAAGGUCCCCUUUGCCUCUUUGAAGGACACGACGAAAACUAAUUUUUAAUUGGGCUGUGCCGGCGGCCCAAUAAUCAGACAGCAAAUAGACUUUGAAAUUUUUUACCAUUAGGAGUAUGCUCGGCUGCCAUCACGAUAUGAAGCCUUCGUCGACAAUAAGCCCGAGUGGAUAAACGACAAGCACUUUACUCAGCAACGCCUGGCAGGUCCCAAUCCCAUGUCGCUACAGCGGGUGACAGUUCACGGACAAGGUACGUGUCUGCCUAAGCGACCAAUUGUAACUUAAACAAAGUGUACAGGACGUUCAAACGAUGUGGGUACUCUAAAAGUACCUUUCAGUAGAGGUAUAGAGACGGAAAGAUUUAAUCGUCAGAACUCAGUGCCAAUGAAGUUAGCAAAAUAAAUGGUACUCGGAGACUUGCUUCAAACACACUUAAACUUUAUAAGGAACGUAUUAUAGAACAUCCUAUUAGGUAUAAGGUACUUUCAGUUAGGUAUUGUUAUACAGUGAAACCUGUAUUAAGCGGACACCCUCGGAGAAUGCUGUAGUGUCUGCUUAAUACAGGGUGUCCGCCUAAUACAGGUUUCAAUAGAUAACGUCAUAUCAGGUGUCAAAUGCCAUUUAAAUGAACAGUGGAAACGUUAAGAAUACUCCCAGAGACUGUGACGACAUACGUCUGCAUUAAUUUCUUUAUUUAAGUGGACCAGUUGAUCAAAGUACCAUUAACAUAGACUGCAACUCAAAUUUGAAGAAAUCAGAUGAGUGAAACAAGCUCUAUACAAACAGAAAUAGAAAACAUAACUGUACUGUGAAACUGAUCAAAUAAGUUCGUCAAGUCACAUUUUUUAAGGUAAAAAAUGAAAAUUUGUGGGCGUCAAUCUUUCGCAUUUCCGGCGUCUGGCAUGUUAGGUGGUGGAAUUUAAUUACACGUGUCCGUUUAAUACAGGUCGGAAACAAUAGAAAUGAUCAUUUCAGGUACUUUUUAGGUGUCCGCGUCCGCUUGAUAGAAGUGUCCGCUUGAUAAAGGUUUCAUUUAAAGUAAAUAACAGAAAUAAAUUUGGGGACUUCGGCUACUGUCCGCUUAAUAGUGGGUGUCCGCUUAAUACAGGUUUCACUGUAAAUGGAAUGAUCGGGUUCUAUUUCUUUAAACUCGCUCAAUCGAUCUGACUCGGUUGUUGAAACAAAGAAGGAAUUCAAAAUUUAUCCGUCGUCUGUAAAAUCAGGUCAUGUUUGAUCGUUUCUCCAAGCAGACAAGAUAGAUCCAUCUCAUCCGCUGGAGAUCUCCCGCUUUUGUCCCACAACUGGAGAAAAAAAGACCUGUUUAGUUCUGUUUACCAUCAUAAACCCUUCAUUAAUCAAGCUUGACAGGUCAAAAUGGCAAGAUAUUGGCCUCGUUCUUUUUUGUUGCAAAUUUCUUAAUGACCACAACUGAAUCGGUCCUUUGGGAACGCAAAAAAACCGAGCUUGACCAAUAUCUAGGUCAUCGUAAUUAAACCUUAUUCGCUUGUACAAUAACACAUAUAUUAUAAUGCUACCUUAAUUUAUUUGUUUCGUGUAGAAAAGAGACGAUGCACAGUAAAAACGACUGACGGAAGAUGGUGCCAUUUCCCGUUUACUUAUCGUGGUAAAGUCUAUCACAAGUGUACAACUAAAGACCAUCACAGACGUUGGUGUUCAACGAGUCAGAAAUAUAUCUUCAAAAAUAAUUUUGGAAGAUGGGGAAACUGUCAAGGUAACAAAAGAAACGUUGUUAAUUGUUACUCUAUUUUUUUUUUUUUUGGUUACUACUUACUUUAUAAUCAUAAUAUUUAAUUUGUAUUACGUCUCCCUCCUCUUAGGUAAUGAAGAACAGGGAAUGGGUAAGUUCAAUUUGUUUAUUUUAUUGGUUAGUGGUAAGUGCCAAUAAAAAGAAUUACAAACCAAGCAGGUGUCCCAAAAUAAUCGUGUGAGAGCUGAGUGCCUCAUUCUACUGAGCCAUACUGUUAGGGACACCCAACGACUGUUUUCUGUAAAAUAACUGUUCGGAGAAACAAAUAUUGCCUAGAAUUUUCUAUUACCUGAGGAGGGCUAAAGACUGGCUAAAAGUUCUAAAUGACUCUGCUUCCAUUCAAGUACAAUUUUCGAAGCUUAUCUAAUUAAUAAAUUCCCCACAAUUUUCUGAAGUUUAAUUUUCGCAUUUCACUUUUCAAGUUUUUCGUAGAAAAAGGGAAACCAAAAAUUUUCGGAUUAAAAAAUGUGAUGGAGAGAGGAAUCAGAAAAUUUAUCAAUUUCGUAAUACGUCAAACUGCAUCGAAAAUUUUCGGGAAAAUAGUACUCAAGCGCUUGUAAUUUCGAAAAGACUCAAGUUGCCCUAGGAUGACAAAACAGAUACAAAUUUUAUAGCGCUGCUUAGAAUGCAUUUCUAGAGAUCUAAACUGAAGUACUCUGGAUAGCGUAAAAAGUGUUUUCAAUGCAUUUAGGAGGAAACUGCCGUUUUGUGCUUCUUUUCAUCAAGUAUUUGUUGAUGCUACCUAGUAUAUUAUUGGCUCAAAAAAUGUAGUACUCUAAAUGUUUCUAUUUUAUUCGAAAGCUAUGUUUGGCAGGAAUUUGUUUGCCUACAAAUAAAAAAAUGUUUAAUGUCUCUUAGUCACUGAAUGAGUUUCAUUGGUUUGCUAACAAGGGGACUGACUCCUCUUCACCAAUUCAGCUUUAACAUAUGUUAUUCAGCGGGGAUGGGCUGUUUGCAGGGUCCAAAUUAUUGAUCAAAAGAAUAUCACGAGAUAACUCGGGCAAUUACUUGUCGGAAAAUCACUAGCUGGGAAGUUACUUGCGGAAUAUUACUACAGCUGUAAAACUACUAGUCGCGAGCAAAAGAGGAGCUAUCUCGCUCACUCUUGUCACGAGUUCGUCUGGAAAAGUACUUAAAAGAAAAAAGGUUCAAAGGCUUGUUUAUAAUGGAAAGUGCACUUAGCCUAUCCAGCUGGUUUACAGGCACUCCACUCAAAUACUUAGAAACAAAUAAUUUAAACUUAACAUAACAGGAUUAAAAACCCUAACUGGCGGGAGGCAACCGGUUGGCUAUUUACAAGCGUGGCUGAGGAUUUGAACUCGGGAAGACCAAGAACCGAAUCCAGCAAGUGGCCAGAGGUGGACUCGAACCUGGGACCGAGGGAUUACGAGUCCAACGCGCUGACCACUCGGCCACGUUGCCUUCCUGUAGCCGCGACUUCAUUUAAGGUUAGGGUAUAUAUAUGAGGCAAGCUGUGUUCCUCAAAGUCGUCCUCUUGGUCUCCAGACUUAACACGCUCUACGAAUUUGACCCUCCUCCUCCCUUCCUCCGCCUCUUUAAUUAUUAAUAGUACUUUCAUCUUACUUUGGGUGCAUUUUUCUCGUGCCCUCAACUUUGCCAUCUUACGUGGCCAAAAUUUUACCCAAGUACUUCGUUGUUGCCCAUUUCUUUAAGCGCUCUUGCAAACAAAGCUCAAGCGGAUGACCCCGAAAUUUAGGGUAUAAAAACAAGCGAGUAAGGAGCUAGGCACAAAUAAUUUAUCUUAUGCGAAAGCCUUUUUCCCGUGCUUUCAGCCGGCGAGGACUGCAGUGUCAAGACUACAAAGGGUGAAUGGUGCCAUUUUCCAUUUACCUAUUAUGGAAGGAAAUAUACGAAGUGCACUAAAGAUGAUCACAUUCGACCGUGGUGUUCAACUACAAAAAACUACACAGGCAAAUGGGGAAUUGCAAAGGUAAACCCUCGCGGAAGACGCAUCUCUUUUCCCUAGGUUUGCGCUAAAAGAUGGCUCUCCGUUUACUUUUUUGCUAAUCUACCUAAACUUUUCACAUAUUAGCCGAAAAUGAUUUUAAAGUAUCGUGAGGUUGUGACUUUGCUGAUACCUAACUUCUAACCUAGUUCCCUUAAAAAGUGACAAAGAGAAUCGUCCCUGUUUAAUUAUAAUUACAGUCAGUGAUGGACAAAAUCUGCCAACCUGUAGAUCGAUUCACUUUCGUGAUCAGUGGCCAUGCAAAUUUCUGCGAACAGGAAAAAAACGUUCAGUUUACAUGACAAAAGUGUUUAAUUGCCACUUGGAUUAUAUUUGACACUCGAUCUACUUGGUUCUAUUAUUGGUGAGGUAAGUAAAAUGUAAGGAAAUGAAAUGAAAUGAAACUAAUAAAACAAAUUAAAAAUUAAACCGUUAUACGUAAAUUAGCCAUCACCUCAUUGAGGCAAAGACACUCUUCAACUAAUUUUGGUUUUGUUCUUUGCAGGGAAAGAAGAGAAGAGAGGAGAGCAGCGUGGUAGGUACACUAAACGGUUGCGAUCGAUUCAAAACAAAAAAAAAAUAAAUUCUAACACUGGCGUUAAAACCUGAUCCCCAUUCUUGGAGUUCCAGGAGCAAUUUGAACUUGCCAGGAUUUACAAGUUACCAAGGCAGGAAUUCUUACCUAAACAGAUUUGAAGGCAUUUGAAUUACUUGCUUUUGAAAUUAUAUUUGUUUGAGAUCUAUUCACUUCAUCGUUUUAUAUUAUCACAAAGUUUGUAUUACAAUCGAGUCGAGUUAUUAAAAAUAUAUAAAAGCACUGAAGAUACUGCUGAUACUUCAGUCCUAUAAAAUAUAACCCGGUGGAUCAGAAGCCCGAUUCAACUAGUCUGCAUAGAUCACUGAAUCGUAAAAACUUCGAUUCAGCUUCACUUUUUUGACAUUUAUCUGCCAGCUAAAUUUUAAUGGCAAAGACUCGAACGCAGUUACUAAUCUUCGAUUACUGCUACUUACUAGCUAGUUUAAAAGAAAAAAGAUAUUUUAUGCAUUACCUUACAAUUAUAGUCUUAUCCUUAUUAGGACCAAUAGGGCUUGAUUGGAAGGAACUAAAGGAAACAUUGAAUCCCACCUUUGAAUGGCAAAAAGCCGUUCAAGCAGCUCUGGAUACAGACGACUCUUUAGAAUCGGUAUGGAUAGUCCUAAUACUUUGAGAUAAAAAAAAAAAAAAAAUAAUAAUAAUAAUAAUAAUAAUAAUAAUAAUAAAAUCAGCCAAACUACGGAUGUAUCGCUUUUUAUUUUAUGGAUCUGUUUGCAAUUUCAUGUUCUCACUGGAUGGAAUAGUACUGAUGAAAAAAGAUUAACUAGAUAAUGUAAUGACGACAAGAAAUGUGCGAAAAUAGGAAGUUGAUCAAUAAUGCAAGUAGAAAAUUAAUACAAACGAAAAUAAAUCAUUUUGUUAAAUCUGGUGAAAAGUAACGACUGCUCCCAAUUUAUCGACAAAAUACAAUAAAUUAGAGAUGCCUGUAUCGCAGAACCUCGCGAGGCUCGGGGGGAGGCCUAUAAAAUGUCAGGUGUGGUUAGGGGGAGAGAAUUGGAGCAAAUUGUGUAGCUUGAAAGGGCGGGUUUCAACACUGGCUCUAAUACUGGAAGGUGAGAUGUAGUUAAUCUCCUUUUGGCUGGGGUAAAUUUGAACCCAGUGCUCUUUCGUUAAAAAAGGAUUUUCUUGUGAAGUGAACUACAGCAAGGAGACUGUUUACACUUUUUGUAGUACAUAAUCACACUUGACAACUAAUUGUUUGCAACAGUAAGGUACAAUUCUUAUAAUCACUUACACUACAUGUAGCAAUGUUUCCAUGAUUAAGGAUGCAGUUGAGAAGAAUUAUGAAAGUGAUCAUGAGUCAUGAUUACUAUUAUGCGGUACCCUCAUUAGUAACGAGUCAUCUCUGUAAAAAGUACCAAGUCAUUUAUAAAAGUGUUCAUAGUUAUUUGUGUACGUGCAUGAGAAACAAAUACCCAUGGAGGAGUGAAUUUGUAGGAAAUUUCCACAUAGAAGUGUGCUUCUGCCAAUGGAACAUGUUUAACUUCCGUGAAUAUGCAGGAAUAUGUCAACUCCCUCUGACAUCUUUGAAACAGUUAAAUUUUCCCUGAAUAAUCCUGAAAAUUCUUGACUUGUUAAAUUGUCCCUUUCAGGGAAAAGAAUUAAUUUUCCUGGCAUGGUAACACAUGUCACACACUAAUAUUGGGAGGAGAUUCGAAAUACGGAUGUUCCUUUGGAAUAUUAAAUAGGAUCGACAAUAGGAGGCCAGCGCUAUGUUUGAUAAGGCUGCUAAACAUAGAUAUACAUUUUACUUAGGAUAGUUUUAGGGAAGUAAAUGUAACGAAAAUCGUAAACGAAAAUGUUGUUUACAAAUGUAACGCUUCCCUACACGUCACACAUAUUCAGUGUUCUAAAAUAAAGCUUACUGUAAAAGCCAUCAUUACUCAUGGCUUAAAGACUAAUCAACUGUCUUAAGUCCGUUGGAAAGAUAUUCUUGCCGUGCAUUGUACAGAUCGUGUAACUCUUGCUACCUAUCGUUGCAUCGAAGAAGAUAAUUUUGGUUGAAAACUUCAAGCGUUGCCUGAUCUCCUCAUCGCUUUUUGAAGCGUUAGCACUCGGUGUUCCCUCUCUUCACCGGUUUGUUUGCAGUGUAAUUGUAGUAUUUUGUCGCUACCUCUGUACAUGUUUGUGGUCGCCGUGUUGACGACGUUGCCUUCGCGGUGAUGAGCGAUGUUCGCUCUGCCUCGCGCGCUUUGUUGUUUUUGUCGUCUACUCGGCUCGCGAUAGAUUUAAUCAGCGUUCUCAAGAGGAGUUACGGUGGAAAAUCUUCGCCGUGGAGGAUUUCCCGCCACCUGCUGUGCUUGCCGUUCUGUGUCAGGGAAAUUGUUCGUGAUUCACCGAUCGUAAACAUUGUUUCGCAGACAUGAAUAAACACAUCAGCCCUUAUGAAUACACCAUGAAUGUGCGCCCUGGUCAUGUUGCAUUGCCUAGUAAGAAAAAAUGCGCCUUGACGUCAAACUACUGUAUGAGGUCAUGGCGGCCACCAUCGGAUAUAUACAAGUAAAUCCACGAUUCACGCGCGGUCCACGCGCUGCGUGCCUUUCUUAAUUUAAUUUUAUUCCUAUUUUCCCAUUUAUUAUUAACAAUUAGAUUUGUGAAUUAGUCUUUUUCUCCUUCUUCUUUCUUUGUUCCAUUUUGUAAAUUAAAUUGGAAGAGCUACGUAGUGGAGUUUUAGUAAAGAUACUGUACUGUACUUCGCGCGCUACCAGAUUUUAAACUCUCUUUGCGAAGCGCUUCGUGCCUCGCUUCGUUCGGAAUAAAUAAAUAAAAUCUAAACAUCCCACCUUGUAUCGAAGGAAUAAACCGAUCGAUUUCAUUUGAGCCCUUUAAAUAGUCGUAGUUGCAUCAAGGUUACAUAAAAAACUCCGGGCCUGUUCAUCAUCAAACAAGACAUAACCUAAUAAGCCUUGUGUUGAAUGACAAAUUAAAAGCAUGGGAGAAUAAUGUAUAAUUACUCUGCUUGUAUUUAGCUAUAGGCGUAAAAGACACUCUAUUUUUUGCUGCUUGACCAGAGUCAGCUUAUUUCCAGCCAGGCAGUUGUACUAGGUAUUUAUUUCGUUUAAGAAAUUUUAAGGACGGUGCCACCUGUGUUGCUUUGCAGGCUAUAGAUCAGGGCCGCAUUUACGCUCUACGAUAUGAGAUGUGUGACGACAUGGCAAGAUCACCAGAUCUUACUGAUAGAGAUCCUCGAAGAAAAAUGUGGAACUUUCUCUCUCCUAUCGCUUUGUUUGCGUCUAAGGGGAAUAAAAACGGUAAAAAUGAGCUUGUUCCUGUGGCCAUACAAAUGGAUUAUAAACCAGGUAAAAUGCUAAAUACAUGUGACUGACUGGAAAUGUCCAAUACACUUAACUAAAUGUAAUGGGUAGUUAUCUGCCAAAAAACUUCUUCAAUGCGGGGAAAGGAUACGUUAACAGUAUUUUACAUCAGUUUUAAAAUUAUUUCUCCCACCAAGUCUUAACUAUGCUAUUUCUGUCACUGAGGUUUUACAAAGUUAUACAUGUAGUUGAAAUUGCCACGCAUGCUUGUGUACUACGUAAUACAAGAUGGGUUUGGCUCAGUGAUCAGAGGCCAUAUACCUGUCCAGUUUUGGAAGGCUUCCUAGCAAUUCCUAUUACCUAUCACUUUUGUACAGGAAACUCAAACAUUGGACUCUAAACCUGACUUCACUGUAAACAAUAUCACUUCUUCACUCUCUUCCAAUAGUUUUUUUUUUUUUACCAUGUUUUUUUAGUUUUUGAGGAUCAGUCAGUGAUUGUCCGUCGGAAAACCCGGAUAAAAAUUAGACUUGGGAAUCUGGAAAGAGUAACUUCGGAAAAUAAAAAAUAAAAUAAAAUAAAGAAUAUACAGUUCCGCAAAGUCGAUAAAUCUUAAUAACGGCUGUAAAUAUGUAGACGACUCUAUUAGAUUCAUUUUACAUCUUCAUUUAUCUAUUUUGCAAUUUGACAGCAUGCCGGGUCAACUUAUAGUAUUAACGCUGUAUUCUUUAGAUUCAGCCGUGUACACUCCUGAAGAUGGCGGAAACUGGAUGCUGGCUAAGCUUAAUGUCCAAAUCACAGAUCUCGGCUACGCACAAAUCGUGGAGCACCUCGCAAAGGUGAUGAUAUUUGCUGUACAUAUUUCAUAUUUGCCUGUUUCUAAGACUCGUAUAAUAAUGAUAAUGAUACUAAAUGAUACUGAUAACGAAUGUUACUGAUAAUGAUAAUAAUAAACGCUAUAUUUCUUGAAUUUUUUCUUUUUAAAGAUUCAUUAUCUGAUGGAGCCAUUUUGUGUUAUCCUAAAACGGACCUUUUCAUCCCAGCAUCCUCUGCAUCAAAUACUCAAGUUUCAUUGCAGAGAAAUAACUGUCCCAAACACAUUUGGAACUCCAAAGCUUGUAGACGAGGCACAGUUUAUGGAUUUGCUCUUUGCACAUGGCAAUACCGGCACCACAAGGCUUCUGAAAGACUCUCAUAAAGUAGCCACGUGGGAGGUGACAAAUUUGAAAGAAGAAGUAAAGGUUUGUUGUCAUGCUAUCUUACUUUCUUUGGUUUCAUCAAAAAGAGCUGUGACGUGCAAUUUAGCCAAAUUCAGACAAUGGAAGCUUUAAUGAGCAGUGUGAGCAAACACAAAAGGAGAAAAAAGAACGAAGAAGUUUACAACUGAUUGCAAUCGGGGUGUUAGAAAACUGGUUUUCCUCGCUCUAAAGGUUUUUCAUCUGUGUUGUUUAUAAGUGUAGAUGAAUAAUCAUAAUGCUUGGAAGACAAAUUUGUUUGUCAGGAAGGUGCCAUUUACAAAUAAUUUCUUCGCUGAGGGUAAGUUCCGAAGUGAGUAAGGAAGAGCAAUAAGCGAUAAUAAACUAGAUUGCUGUGAAAGAGCUCCUUUAAAUGCUUACAAUCCAUGCAUUUAAUAUCAGCUAUUUCUAACAUCUCUUGACACCUAAAUCAGAGCUUCAUACCUGCCUCAGAAGAAGCACAAAAAUUCCCACUUUUCUAUUGACAUCUUUUUGACAAAACAAUUGCUUUUUGACUAAAACGUGGACUAAGCUAAUUGAUACCGAUAAGAUUAAGGUCCAUGGCCUAAAACGAUUGUCAAACAUUCAAUUUCUAUCGGAACUCGAUCUGAAGUUACAUAAAACUCUGCAUAGCGAGUAUGGAUAGGAAUAAUUCUCUGGUUCAGUCAGCGACAUGAAACUUCAACCCCUGGCAUAAAAAAGAAACGCUACCUUUUUAUUUGUAAGAACUUCCCUACAUAAAGGAUUUAGUCUUUAGUUUUAGUUUUAAUUACUUUUUGCCAGUCUUGACCUUUUUAUGUAUGUGGUGUUAAUACACCUUAAUAGAAACGUGGACUAGAUGACAGGAGACUUAUUCCAUACUUUCCUUACCGUGAUGAUGGCGAGGAGAUUUUAGGAGUAAUCGAUCACAUGGUGGAGAAGUACGUCUCUUUGUAAGUAUUUUCAUCAGGCAAAGUUACUGGUCAGGAGAGUUGAUAAAAUGUUCUUUAUACCUUUGCAUAUUAACGCGUAAGGUGAAAGUUUUUUUAAUCAUUCAUACAAAAUAUUUUUAAGUUCUUAACAUCCUCACUUUUUCAUAGACUUUCUUCAAAAAUAUUACAAAUCUACAAUUAUUGAAUUCGGCUUCGUGUCAUCUGAAGAAUUAUAGGGAUCAGGUAGGGUGUCAGCCUCGGCGGAUAUCACCCUCUGAGAUCUUCAUAAUUCUUCAUAGCGGAGCUCUCGCGCGCGAAGCGCGCACCAGCGGAGCAUUAUGGUAAGUAAAUCUACCCAUCUCAGGAAAUUUGGUAAUCACGUGACCGUACACCGAACGAACGAACAACCGUCCGUCCGCACCACAGGCAUACCAAUGUUCAAUCUCACACUUUCUGGCAAGUUUAGGAGCACAGGAAAACUGAUAUUGUACACAUAUUGCACAUCAAUUUUGUGAUCAAUUGACAGCUGUCAAAACAGGAUAUCCGCUGACUACUAUCACCUGACCGUAUCGCGGGCUCAGAUGUCCGCCCAUCGAGGUCGAGUAUUUUUUUGAAGUUAUCCAUUGACCGGUUACUAGUUUUCAAAUGAUCGCAGGCUCAAGCUUAUUUCUUUUUUCAAACUCAUAUGAAAUAUGUUGUGUUUAUGUGCCGCACGAUUAAAAGGUUGAUUUCAAACUGAUCUCGGACGCGAAAAUUCAGCCAGCUAUUACAGGCAGGGAGAACAGUUGCUUUUGACUCUUCUCACCAUGGUCUUGCGUUGGUCACGCUCUACGUCUAAUUUUUAUGCUCUGAUUGGUCAAAAUUUGACGGGUGAGUUCAUGUGGAAAAUUUAUGCAGCAUCUUAAAUCUUGUACUACUUUGACAGCUGAAGCUGACAGAGUUUUGUGUCAACUUGUGAUGUUUUAAAAUGUCUUUUUCUACUGGAUGUACAAAAUGAAAUUCAGCUGCUAUCAAGAGUCCACCGUUAUUCAUGGCUAGUUUGUUUAUUGGGUUUUUGGUUGAGAAAUACGUCGCAUUGUCAAAGUUGGAAAUCUGAUUUCGUAUGGCACUGUUUUCGUUUUUCACCUUGUUUGAUGCGUAAGAGAGGUCGUAAGAGGGUUAAAAAGUCUCAAGCGAUUCUGGCCUUACUUGAUAGCUUCCGGGAGCUGCAUCUAGAAUGGUAAGCCUGAAUAAUUAAUGUAUUUGAUGUUUGUUUUUAAUAUCUUAUUUAAUGAAGUCGAGCGUAUUUUAUGCAGUUAUUUAGUUUAUGCGCGUUUGUGAGAUUUGAGACAAUGAUCUGACCGAGAUCAGGUUUGAUAUAAGGUUACAGAACUUUAAAAAGCCUUUAGACAUUUUCUCACCGCAAAUAGAAAGAAAACGUUCCAAAGAGUAUUUCAUUAAAAUUCUGGCUGUAAAAUAAAACUUUGAGCGAUUUUCUUGGCUCGAGUUCAUCUUUGAAAAAAGAAAACACCGGGAAGCCGGCUUAAAACAUAAAGUUAAGCUUUAAGCUUGAAGACUCAGGAUUUUUAGAGACACUUAAAUACUCGUCUUCGUGAGUGAAAAUUGUUGUCUCUGUAUAUGUUUCACCGAAGUAUAUUUCUUUUUAUGGAUCGUCAGUUGUCUCUCUUGCAAUUAUAAUCGCUGUGCCGUUUGUUUUCAGUCGUUCAUGAACAUCGCUUGCAGGAGUUAACUCAAAACGCCGCACGUAACGCUUUUGAAGAUUGCACAUCGUUAUAAAACCACUAAAUAAAAAAUGAACUCCUUAUUAUGUUGAAACGUAAUUCUAUUAAUGUUCAUUCAAACACUCCACAGCUCGCAACCGGCUGGCCUUAUAGGUGAUUUUGGAAAGUUUUUUUAGCGGUUUCGCUAAAAGCCCACGCAUGCUUAGAUCGUCCUGAAUAUUGAAUGAGUGCAAUUUGUAUUUCAAAAUUGUGAAAUACUGCUGUCUGAGGUCUGUAUGAUAAAAACAGCGCCUCAUAGUACUAUUUCACCUCAGAUGUGAUUUAUAAAAAGUAUAAUAGGUUGGUUUACACGCCCCAAGAUUUUGUAAAGCAAACUUGUCGAACGCAAAAAAUUCGGCCUGAUUUGUUUCCCAAGAAUUUGUUUUCCAGGCCUAAUCUACUGUGAUCAAGAGCCAUUAUGGCUCUUAAAUGUGAUCGAAGAUGGUUGCUAAUUUUUGGUGUACAUAUAAGGCUAUCAAAUCGAUGUCAGAUUUGGUUCACUCUUGGACUGUUUGCAAAUUAUUUUUCUCUAAAUUAAAGUCACUUAGCCCCUCCCUCGAAAGUCAUAUGAAUGUGCUCUAAAGUUUACUGAUUUGUGAAAUACAAGUUUAUUGUUUGAUUUAAUAAACUUAUUAAUGAGAGCUUCGCUUUUAGCCCUGGCUAAAUCUAUUUAUUAUGAUACGAAGCCGAAUUCAAUAAUUGUUAUAUUAUUCAUUUAAAAUAAUUCCUUGUUUAAAAACAAGCUAAAACACGCUUACCUAGAUUAAUGUUAAGUUCAUCUCGAUAGUGCAUGUGUGUGUCGCGAAGUUUAGGAGAUAAAGGGCUGUUCAGGUUCUUCGAUACUAUGACAUGAAAGAAUACAAAACUUUGAAUACAAUUUUUGUCCGGGAUUCAUUAGUUUGAGGAAGUUACUGCAUGACUAAUAAUAGCUUCAUAAUAACAUAGCCAAUUUUUUUUCAGAUAUUAUAAAGACGAUAGAGCUGUCCAGGAAGACAAGGAACUCGAGGCUUUCCUCAAUGAACUGUCUCUCAACGGAACUGGAGAGAAUGGCGGAAUUGGAAGAGUAAGUAUCAGUAUACCAAUUAAUAUUAGUACCUUCAUUGCGUAAAUUAACCUGUAAAGUGACUUUUAGAAAAUCAGACAACAUUGUGCAACUCAGGUGCAAUGAAAAUCAAGAGUGCUAGCAGUCCCUUCAAAAUGAAUAGCAGUCCUUCCAAAUUCCUUUGUAGAUUUAACGGGAAAGACGAACACGUACUUUUUCAACGGGUGCAUUUCAUUUAAGAUUUACUCUGAAAGUGCUAAAACUUGCACUACUUCAAAUUUACAUUUAAUCAUAAUCGUUCUCCUGCCUGACGAAAAGUUUCGAUCACCACGUUUUUUUGGAGACGACCGAGCCUAUCCGGACGAUAAUAAUGGAAGCCAAGCCAAAGGGAAUGUUUAUUUUUUAGAGCUUUCCUGGUUAACCCCGUGUUGCUCAUCAGUAAUUUAGGUGCGUUUUAUUGUCUAUAAACUUUACGGUUUUCGGUGCGGUUGAGUAACAAAUAGAUAAUGAAUUUCUUUAAGCUUGGCGACCAAAACGUUUCCGCGAAAACUGAUGUUAAAUUGUCGGGUACUUAUACAUUCUUUAUUUAAGCCACUUUCACUUAAAUAACCGACAGAUACAAAAGUUCCCUGCAAGAAUUGACUCCAAAGAAGAACUGUGUGAUGUUGUUACCCGGAUUAUCUCACACCUAAGCCUGCAGCACACCGCAUGCAACUACCUGCUGACAGACUAUGCCGUGUACAUCCCUAAUCUGCCAACGAAACUGUACAAUGAUACCAGAGUUAAAGAGGGUGAAUUUUCUGUUUACCGACUCCCAAACAGGGUUACAUCUGCGGUAGGCACAACGUUCAUAACUAAGAUUAGUAAAACUUUAAUGUAAUUGCUUUUAUUUAACUUUUAACUUUGAGUGGAUAGUUAUGACUAAUAGAUCACGAAACUGAGGUUAUCGUUCGACCGAAAAUUAACAACCGCGGCUAAAUAACCAAGUAAUAUUCACGAUAUGACAUAAUGUUGACUUUGUUGAAAUUAUUUUGCACCAUCUGUGCUACUCUGCGAAAAAUGACUUUUGAUUCUUAGGUAACAUUCUUUUUUACCUGUAUUUAAAACGAGAAACUAAAUGACUGGGCAAUAACUAGAAAACGUACAAGCUAAAUUAGCCUUCAGGCUCAAAUAAUGCCUUUGAAAUUAUCUGUGUGUCUAUUUUUUUGUUCAUUUAUUAGUAAAUUGACACGAAGAGCAAAAUAAUGAUAGUCUAUCCAUCUAUUGAAAAGUUGGCCAGCCAGGAGCUUAAUGACUGUUUUUUUUUUUAGAUUAUAAUUUAAUGAAUUAAAUUUAAUACCGUAACUAUACGUUUUUGCUGAAGCGAUUUAAUUUGGUUUCUUAACUUUUCAGAUUGAGGCAAGCUUCAGCAACUCGUUAGCAAGUUUCCGCUUUGAUUCACUGUUUGACUACGGCGACAGUCUUGAGGACAGUAAGGCCGCUAACAUUGUCAGCAAUCACUAUAGCUACUUAAUGCGUGUUGUUCAGCCCAAACUGCAAGAAAGGAACGAGAAACGGAAGGACAAGGAUGACCUAACAUAUCCCUACUUCAUUCCAAGAUGGAUUCCGAACGGAGUUCAGACCUAG
Messenger RNA from Porites lobata, 16066 nucleotides. The record is from the annotation of a GenBank genome assembly. NCBI's taxonomy places the organism in Eukaryota, Metazoa, Cnidaria, Anthozoa, Scleractinia, Poritidae.